Molecule: messenger RNA, 1781 nt
Organism: Saprolegnia diclina VS20
Lineage: Eukaryota; Oomycota; Saprolegniomycetes; Saprolegniales; Saprolegniaceae
Product: RGC/RGC protein kinase
Exons: 7
Coding region: 65-1744 (559 amino acids)
Biological process (GO): protein phosphorylation
Molecular function (GO): ATP binding; protein kinase activity
Source: RefSeq, a predicted model, not a curated record
CUCUGAUUGGCUGCGUCGGCGUCGGUGCAAGGAUUGUUGUCGGCUCAUUUUCGAUACGCAGCUCAUGACGGCCGCGAGGACGACCGCGCGGGCGGCCACCGAGUGCUACAACCGCACGGAGCCGGCGGCAAAGCGUCCGACAAGCGUAUGGUGCUACGACGAUGGCGCCAUGACCGUCGACAUCCAAGCGGCCGGCGGAAUCGCGAUCGACGCAUCGUCCUGGGCCGCCAUGAACCUCUCCCAGCUCACCAUCAAUGGACAUGGACUCUCAUGGUCGUUUGAGCCACCGGCCAACCUCACGAACGUGGUGGCCUUGACGCUGAAUGGUCUCUCGAAUGUCUCGAGCUUCGAAUCGCUGCAAGCCCCGAUGGCGAGCCUCUUCGUCCUCCAGAACUCGACCGUGACGUCCCUCUCGCUGCAGAACUUCACCAAGUUGGCUUAUGUGAACUUUGUCGACGUGCCUAACCUUGAAGUCGCGACGCCCUUCAACGUCUCGGCCCCACCGCGCGCGUUCAUCUCGGACGCCCCGCGCCUCAACACGACGCUGUGGCUUCCAUCCAACGACAGCAGCAAUGACCACGAGCAACCUAAGAAUCGAGGCAAUGAUAACGAGACCGUUUCUCCUGCGACCGCAGCGGCCGACGGCAGCACCAUGAGCGCGCUUCUCGUCAUUGCCAUCAUCCUCAGCGUCGUCGCCGCCUUUGCGUUUGUCGUCGUCGCCUUUGUGUACCUCCGCCGUCGCCGCGCUGCGUCGCUGCCUGUCUCCGAGCAUGCAAUGCCGGCGGCAUGCGACCGCCUCUCGACCGCAAGUUCAACAGGGCGCAAGUCGAGCGCGUCGGCACUGUCGGACCCAAGCCUCUCGGACCCGAUGCUGGCGUCGUUUCCGGAUUACCUCCGGCUGCCCGCCCCGACGCGCAUGGCGCUCGUCAAGCCGAGUCGCAAGCUGCUCCAAGGCGUGUUUGAGGACCGUGACGUGGUCAUCAAGUACGUUUCCAAAGAUUCGCCGGACGUCGAGACGUUCUUGUCCGACCUCUGGCACGUCUCGAACCUCCAGCAUGUGAAUCUGGUGCUCUUCCUCGGCGUUGCGUCCUUCCCGCGCCUCGACGAUGCGUGCGUCGGCGCGGUCGUCGAGUGCAUGGAGAAAGGGUCCUUGGCGACGGUGCUCACGAAUCCCAAGAUCGUCAUCUCGGACGAUAUCGAGUGGAACAUGUGCAUGGAUGUGGCCACCGCGGUGCAGUUUGUCCACGGCCGCGGCCGGUCGGUGCCGUGCUUGACAAGCCGCAAGUUCCUCGUCAACGCCGAGAUGCAAGUCAAGCUCAACGUGCUGAGUCUGCUCACGUACUCGGAUCUACGCCUCCCGGACGGCCAUUCGUUUGGGAGCCAGCGACUGGCGCACAAGGCGCCCGAGGUCCUCCGCGGCGACUGCAUGGACGAGUAUGCGGCUGACGUCUACUCGCUCGGGCUGCUGCUGGCCGAAAUUUGCACCCGGUCGCGGCCGUUUGCCUCCGAGCUGCGCGACCGGGGCAGUGUCGGCGUCGAUGUCUUCUUGAUGGACCGAGCCAUGAAUGGCACAUGCGCACCAGACGUGCUGCCGUACGACGUGGCGACGCAACUCGGUGCAUACCCGGCCGAGCUGCAAGCGCUCUUGCUGCGCUGCUGGGCGUGGGACGCGUGCGACCGGCCAUCGAUGGACGAGGUCGUCGCUGUGCUGCAGAUCGUCUACGAGGACCGCUACGUCAUCUAACCCCAUACCAACACGGAUGCUGCAUGUUCCUCUUCUC